AUGGAUUUAAUAUCACUCCCACCCUGCUCCCGACGCUUGGAACUGACGACGAUGGCGACCGAACAACCGUUGGCCCUGUCGCCAGCGUCCACUUCGGCGAUUAAGAUCUCGACGACGUUUUUAAAGACACCCGUCAAGACGGACCAGGAAAUUCUGCAGAACUCCAUGCUCGAGGAUGACCCGAACUCCAACACCAUCCUAGCCUGUCCCCGCGGCAAGGAAGCGGACGACAGUGGGCGAACGACGGAUGAGAAGCGGCCUCGUUGGGGACCACAGCACAAAGGGGCACAGGAACUAGCGAAGCUGUAUAGUAGUGGAAAACGGACUCAGGAACUCAUCUGCGUUUACAUCUGCAUCACGCUGAUGGUGCUGAAUCUCGGCCUGAUACUGCGGCACUUUCGGCUCGAACGGAUUAGCAAUGUCGUGGUGGCGGCCUUCUUCGGCAUCCUGACGGCCGACUUCGGUUCCGGGUUAGUGCACUGGGGUGCCGACACCUGGGGCUCAGUCGAACUGCCCAUCGUUGGCAAAAAUUUCCUUCGACCAUUCCGAGAGCAUCACAUCGAUCCGACCUCCAUCACCCGGCACGACUUCAUCGAAACGAACGGAGACAACUUUAUGGUGGCGCUGCCAAUUCUCGGCAAGCUGGCGUGGAACUUCUUUACCCGCACGAACGCCGAAAUCCAACAGGACUAUGCCAUCAGUGCUUAUCUGUUCCUGUGCUCGAUUUUCGUAGCCAUGACAAACCAGAUUCACAAAUGGUCCCACACGUACUGGGGUCUCCCGAAGUGGGUUCUGUUUCUGCAAAACCAUCACAUCAUCCUCCCGAGACGUCACCAUCGAAUCCAUCACGUGGCGCCGCACGAAACGUACUUCUGCAUCACGACCGGAUGGCUCAAUUGGCCGUUGGAAAAGAUUAAGUUCUGGUCCACGCUUGAGACUAUAAUUGAACUAUCGACCGGGCAUAAACCGCGCGCGGAUGACCUAAAGUGGGCUCAAAAGCGAACAUGA
This is a messenger RNA of Anopheles coustani, 1008 nucleotides long. It is a transcript of the gene Kua, whose product is annotated as plasmanylethanolamine desaturase 1. Lineage: Eukaryota; Metazoa; Arthropoda; Insecta; Diptera; Culicidae. Gene Ontology annotation, molecular function: oxidoreductase activity. The transcript has 6 exons. The record is from RefSeq and is a predicted model, not a curated record. Bases 1 to 1008 code for a protein of 335 amino acids.